AAAUGGCUUCAAGCAAAUGACCUUCAGAAAGAAGUCUACCAGCAUCUGGCCUAUUAUGUACCAAAAAUUUACUGCAGGGGUCCUAACCCUGCCCCACAAAGAGAAGACAUGCUGGCACAACACGUUUUGCUGGGACCAAUGGAAUGGUAUCUUUGCAGUGAAGACCCUGCAUUUGGUUUUCCAAAGCUUGAGCAAGCGAACAAACCUUCCCAUCUCUGUGGCCGUGUGUUUAAAGUGGGAGAGCCUACGUAUUCUUGCAGAGACUGUGCAGUUGAUCCCACUUGUGUAUUAUGCAUGGAGUGCUUUCUUGGAAGUAUUCAUAGAGAGCAUCGAUACAGGAUGACAACAUCAGGUGGAGGAGGUUUCUGUGACUGUGGUGAUACAGAAGCUUGGAAAGAAGGUCCUUACUGUCAAAAGCAUGAACUUAACACUUCAGAGACUGCAGAAGAAGAGGAUCCUCUUGUGCAUUUACCAGAAGACAUGGUAGCAAGAGCUUAUAAUAUUUUUGCCAUCACAUUUAAAUAUGCAGUAGAUAUAUUAACGUGGGAAAAGGAAAAUGAAUUGCCUGGCCUAGAAAUGAGUGAGAAGAGUGACACUUACUACUGCAUGCUGUUUAAUGAUGAAGUCCACACCUAUGAACAAGUUAUUUAUACUCUUCAGAAGGCUGUCAACUGCACGCAGAAAGAAGCUAUUGGUUUUGCAACAACAGUAGAUAGAGAU
Molecule: messenger RNA, 720 nt
Organism: Eurypyga helias (sunbittern)
Lineage: Eukaryota; Metazoa; Chordata; Aves; Eurypygiformes; Eurypygidae
Product: E3 ubiquitin-protein ligase UBR2-like
Exons: 5
Biological process (GO): ubiquitin-dependent protein catabolic process via the N-end rule pathway
Cellular component (GO): cytoplasm; ubiquitin ligase complex
Molecular function (GO): zinc ion binding; ubiquitin protein ligase activity
Source: RefSeq, a predicted model, not a curated record